Molecule: messenger RNA, 899 nt
Organism: Tribolium castaneum (red flour beetle)
Lineage: Eukaryota; Metazoa; Arthropoda; Insecta; Coleoptera; Tenebrionidae
Exons: 2
Coding region: 139-618 (159 amino acids)
Source: RefSeq, a predicted model, not a curated record
UCGUCCGUCUCUCUCCCUCCCACGACAAAUCCAUCGCCCUCUCGCUCCAACUCCAUGUUUUGGUCUUUGACAUUUCACAGCUGGUGGAUCGAAUAUCGACACAGAAACGUAUGUAAACACUAGCUUUCCUCCACUUCAAUGCAACCCGAAGACGUCGAAAUCGAGUUGCCCUCCCCGUGCCUCAACGGCCUGGAUUCCGCCCUCCAGCGGCUGGGGAUGCUGGCCACGAGCGCGGACUCGCGCAGGGAGUACCUGAAGGAGAUCCAGAGGAAGCCCUACUUGAAUAUGGUCCGGAUCAACACCCGGUACGUCAGCAACGUGUCGAUAGGGUUCCGGGUGCGCCCCCUGACGCCCCACGUGCGCUACAAACCGUACGCGAUCCGCGAGAGGCACAGGACGCGCUCCGAGAAUAACGAUAGUGAGAACGAUGCUAGUCUCGUUAAGGCCGUGGUUGACCAAGUGAUCGAGGAUUCCGUCGAUUUGGCCCAGCUGAAGAAGGCCAAGUCGCUGGAAAGUAUCGUGGCGGAGAGCGGCCCCGAGGUAGAUCUGCACAAUAUUAGUUUUCCCGAAUUAGAAGUUGUCUCGAAUUGUAUACAAAAUUUGAAAGUCGUGGAGUGAUUCCGGGCCGCACUCUGCCUACACUGCCUUUUUGCGAUUUUUUUUUCUCCUUCUGUGGGGAGUUGGCCCGAGUGAACUCACUAAGUAGGUUAAGUUCAGCUUUUUCGAUGCACUAACCACAGGAAGAACCAAAGAAUUGUACAAUCUGAUGAGCAUUGGGGACUGAAAUUUACUAGUAUUUGACUAUUUGUAAUUUGUAUAGAAAAUAUUGUAUAAGACGCGUUGAGCAAAUUUAUUCAUUAUUUAUGUUGUCAUUCUCUAAAUAAAGAAUCUUGAAUCAG